CGGGUGGUGUGGCUUUGGAGAGCUGUGUGCUGUCGCGGAGAGCGCUCAGCGAGGACAGAGGACCCAAGACUUUGAUUUGUUCAGUCUUGGGGCAAAAUUUGCUGUGCCAGCUCUGUCUUCUUUCUGCUGAAAUUGCCCAAGAAAGCUGGAGCCGGUGGCUAGGCUGCUGCCUUGUCUCUGUAGGAAGAGGAAUGAUCUGUUUAACACAGACUCAAUUACUGGAAUUGUCAACUCUGCCAAUUUAUGUGCACAUUUCUCUUCCACUAUGAGCAGACCAAUCGUAUGGCACAUUUUUCUAGCUUUCUGUAGCUUUCUACUUCUGAACUUUGCCGCACAAUGUCUGGCCUUCCCCAAAGUGGAAAGAAGGGAGGUAGCACAUGCUCAUGCAGAAAAAGAGCAGUCUGAGAGGAUGAACGCAGAUGACCUAGAAAAUAACUUUGUUACUUCAAAGCGCACUCCCCAAUUGGUGGUCUCUGAAGAUCCAAUGAUAGUGUUAGUGGGACCAUCAGCAACAUCAUUAAAUAAAGAGUUCCCUAUUAACAAAGAAACCCAUCCUGUACAAGCUGGGUUUGUGCAGCCUAAUAGCCAUGGUGUUUACACUGCUACUGAGCCAGUGGUCCCAGCAGGGGAAGCAGUAUUUGGUUCCAGCCAGCCAGAGAGAACGUCUCCUGAAAGCCAGCUUUCUAAGGCCGUGUUAACCAACCCUGUCACUGCAACGGCUUCUCUGAAGACUGAUGAGAAGGAGGAGCCCUUCAGUAGUGCCAACCUUCAGCCCAUUGUGGAAGGGAACACAGAAGCAGAACAAGGUUUUCUGAAGUAUGUGGAUAAUCAAUUGUUUGCAACUGAAAGUCAGGAAGAAGUUAGUCUAGGACAUUUACCCUCAUCCUAUAUGAAUACUAAAGAAAUGCUAUUCAGUCCAAGGACUGAGAAAUUUGAAGCAGACACGGAACAUAGGACAACUUCUUUUCCUGGAGCUGAGCCCACGGCAGGCGCUGAGCCUGGAAGUCUCAUGCCUGAUAGGGAGAAGCCUUCGCAGAUGACAGCUGAUGAUACCCAGGCUCCUGCCACCAAGCACUGGCUUUCAACCUCCAAGUAUACCCUGAGUGUUGAGCCAGACACUGACAGCCUGCUGGGAGCCCCGGAAGUCAUGGUGAGUGUCAGCACAGCGGUUCCAGCUGCCUUGGUCAUAAGUGAUGAGUGGGAUGACACCAAAUUAGAGAGUGUAAGCCAGAUAAAGACCCCAAAGCUUGGAGACAAUACAGAGACUCAGGUGAGAAUGGACACAUCUCAGACAGCCCAAGUAACUGUGGAAGGUAUGGAAGAGGGCGAACCUUUGACAGAGGCUGCAGAGGUGGCUCUGGGGCUGCCUGAAGGGGAAACACACAUGGGGACAGCCCUGCUAAUAGCACGUGGGGAUGAGAGAGCAUCUUCCUUCACCGAUCAAAGUUCCUUCACUCCCACGAGUCUGAUGGAAGAUGUGAAAGUCUCUGUUGUGAACCUGUUCCAAAAUACUGCAGACUUCAUGGAGUCCACCCAGGAAAACAAUGCCAUGUUUUUCUUAGAGACCACUGUUUCCAUCUCAGAAUAUGAAUCUGAGGCCUAUCAACCAUUGAGAAAUACAUUUAAAGAUGUCAUCACUCAAGAGAUGACAACAGCUGUUCAAGAAGCAGAAGCCACUUUACCAUUGGUGACACCAGAGCAGCAGGUUUCUACCCUCGAGGCUACCAGAGGAGACGGUGAGGCUGAGGAGGAAGAGGCCCCCUCUGCUGUGUCUCAUGUUGCUGGUGUCACUCAGCUGUCGAGAAGAUGGGAGCCUCUGGCCACUGUGGUUUCAACUACAGCGACACCUCUGUCUUUCCAAGUUCCUCCUUCUGUGGAAGACCUAAUAGACACAGUCACAAAGCCAAAUGAGGAGUUGUUCACACCGGUUUUGGGCUCUCCCGUGAUGCCCCCUGGAAUAUCGGAGGAGCCACCCAGCAUUUCCCCAGCGCUUCCUGAUUCUGAGGCGUCCUCUGAGAGAAGAACCGCUGUUCCAUCUGUUAGCCGUGUUAAUACCACAGCCUUAUAUGGCCUGGACCAACUCGAAUCUGAAGAGGGAGAAGAAGAUGAGGAUGAAGAAGAUGAGGAGGAGGAGGAUGAAGAAGAGGAAGAUGAGGAGGAAGAUGAGGAGGAAGACGAGGAAGAUAAAGAUGCAGACUCCCUGGAUGAGAGCUUGGAUGGCGACACUGAGCUGCCUGGGUUUACUGUCCCUGGCCUCACGUCUCAGGAACCCGGCUUAGAGCAGGGAAACGUGGUCCCCCUGGAAAGAGCCACCUACCAGGUGCCAGCCGCCAUUGAGUGGAAACAGCAGAAUCAGGGCCUGGUGAGAAGCUGGAUGGAAAAACUAAAAGACAAGGCUGGCUACAUGUCUGGGAUGCUGGUGCCUGUAGGCGUUGGGAUAGCUGGAGCCUUGUUCAUCUUGGGAGCGCUCUAUAGCAUUAAGGUUAUGAAUCGCCGAAGGAGAAAUGGCUUCAAAAGGCAUAAAAGAAAGCAGAGAGAAUUCAACAGCAUGCAAGAUCGAGUCAUGCUCUUAGCUGACAGCUCUGAAGAUGAAUUUUGAAUUGGACUGGAGUUUAAUUGGAAUAUUCAAUGAUGUUAUUAUUUUAUUUUUUAUUUUGGGUCAAAGGAAGAACAGCAUCCUGCCACUUUGCUGCUGUCAGGCCAUCAGUCCCAUUAGCUGCUGGGUAGUAGAUUUUUCUUGUACUGAGCAGAAAAGGCAUGCUCUAUAACUAAAUGUAAUAUGCAGUGUUUGUUUUUAUUCUGCAGUCAAUUUUCCACAACCAUGGGCUACAACUCAUCAAUAUGCAGCACACAUGUUGUUCAGUAGGAGUUGCUCAGUUAGGCAGAGGAAAUGUUUUGUAUUUUUCCACUGUGUCUUUUCCUUAGUUUGAAUUUCCUGCACUAAGUAUAACAAUUAUUGCUGCCAAGGCACGCUUGACUCCAAAAUGGAAACCUCAACUAAGAAUACCUUGUGAUGCCUGCACGCCACCUGAUUGAAGCCAGAGGCUUGUGGGCCGUGGUACACACUGCAUUUGCAUCAAAACCAGCAGCAGCUCAGAAUGAAAUCUUUUUUGUCAAGAAGAUCUGUCGGCACAUUAGGAUUAUAUGUAGCUUUGUAUGUAUCUUGCAUUACAUGCUUGAGUCUCCCAGUUUUAUUAUUUUCCACCCUCUGUUUUAUUCUCAUUCUUGUCAAGGGAAAAAAUGCCCCAGAAGUAAUAUAUUAAUUGACUGUCAGUCUUAACAUAAGCUUUCUUUCUUAAAUACUGUGAGUGAGUCAACAGACCCAUUGAUAGAUUCUUACAUGUUUAUCGGUAAGAGCUGUUCUUUUUGUCUAACACUUGACUUUGUCAAGAAGAAAUGAGGAAGAAAUCAAGAAGAAAAUGAGGUUAGGUAAGCUCCAAGAGCCUUUACCUCUGCCGUUUGGCUCUGUGCUUGCAUGGCCAUAAUUCUGAAUUGUUCAGAGCAUUGCUUUUCUACACCUGUGGUCUUGGCCAUGGAAUGAGUGGGCUGCCAAUGAUCCUUAUUUGGCUUUAUUAGAAAAACAGUCAUUCUGUAGUAGAAGCAGGCUCAGUGGCCAGAAUCCUGGCACAUGAUGGAACUUAUGAAAAACCAGCCUCUCUCAUGGCAUCCUACUUUGGGGAUGUUGGACUAUGUUAGAUCAUUUCUCAUUCCCCUUGGAAUGUAAUUCUUUGCCCUGUCUUCUGAAUCUGGGUAUUUGGGACUUUCAGUAAGUUGAGUGUUUGGGUGAAGACUUGGCUUGUUUCCACGGAAGGAUAAAGGUUACUAAUAACACUGUCCAUAGUGCUUUCGACUAUGGAGAACUUGUUCGCAUUUAUUAGAGCCUGCUCUACUCUAUUCAAGGCAAGCCGCAGUUAUUCCUCUUGAGUGCUGGGCGAGCUGGGAUGUAUGUGUUUAUUCUCCCGUUUGAUUGGAGACAGAACUGAAGCAGAGAAGUGAAAUGAUUAUCCAGAGUUAUACCCAGGAAGAAUCAGGACUGGAACCCAUUGGACUCAAAACCACAUACCCCUAUCUUCAGGUCAGUGCCCUUUCCGCAUACUUUGGAGGCAUUGACAUUUCAGAGUCCUUCUUUAAAACCAAGGUUCUGAGGAAAUAGCAACUUGGCUAAGGAACAUUUCAUGUGAGUUUCUGUUUUUUUGUUAAAUGAGUGAUAAUCUUUCUAAUUUCCACACAAGUUCUUUCCCCUCCCACCUCAGCUAUUUCCCUUACAAUCACAUAAAUUUAAGUGCUAGGGAAUUAAAAGAGAACCUUUUCUAGAAUCUGUGCUUGAAUGAUAGCUGGCUUACAAGAAUGUUUUUAUCAAAUAAUUUUAGGGUUUUUUUGGCCAAGAAAUGUAAAGAAAUGUGUGAAAUUGAUCAAGAGAAAUGAAAAGCUCUGAACAGUCAAAAUAGAAGUUAGCAAUUGACAGGUAAGUUCAAGGUCAGAUUUUAAAAAUAGAAUUCAGAACCAUGACACUCAUAUGUAAUUUGUAAUUUCACGAGUAGACACUUCCUGAUUUUGCAUAAGGUACAUCUUCCUUUUCUCAGAGCAGCCCCUUGCUGUAAGUACUCCUGAGGGUAGGAGGAGGUGAGCAUGAUGUGGCAUUGCUGUCUUUGUAUUCUCAACAAGCUGUUAAUAGAGAACACACAAUAGGCCACUUCAUUCAGUGACACAUGGGUGACACUAAUGGCCAUGAGAGAAAGGGUUCCUCUUCUGUCCCUCAUGUCUUUUUCUCUUUUCAAGAAGACAGUGCUCUUCUUUUAAACCUCUUUAGUUUUUCCUCUCCCAUAAGCUGCUUCUUUCAGUAGCUGCUGGCUUAAUUUAUAUGCAAUAUUUGGAGUUAAUUAGUAUCCCAGGGAAACAGAUUCCCUUAGCAAUGCCUUAGCCUUGGCUGCAACUCACAAACUGCCUCAGAUGUAAUCUUCCAGAAACAUUUUCUUAAAGUACCUGUAUCUCUUACAUAGGGCAAAAAGGUUGUGGAGAAAAUUUUAAAGCAGAGUUUUAGAACAUAUUUAAAGUAGUUUCAGCACAGUCAAUCAAAGAUGGUUCUUUAUUUUGUUGUUUUUUUUAAAGGCUAUGACUUAAAAGUCAAAACCUUAUAGAGAUAUCAGAAAAUAAUAUAGAGGAAUAUAGAACAUUCUGAAUGCCUAGUGCUUCUCUCCAUGUUUCUCUAGAUGGCUUCUUCAAGUGGAAGUAGAAAUGAAACCCCUUGUUUGGAAUCAUAUUCACAGCUUAAGGGAGAAGCAUCAAGUCCUCCACAGGCAUCCUGAUUUUGUGGCUAUGAAUAAUCAAUGUUCCUAACAGUUGCCGAAAAGCAGCUUUUGGGAACAAGAUAUAUUAUUUGGCACAGGGUUUUAGCUGCAAAGCCUUUUGGCAAGAAAAGCUUUGUUAUGACCACAGGUAAAUCUGAAGAGGCAAGAUUAGAACUGAGGAAAAACGUCUUUGCUUUUUAGCAUAUAUGAAGGAAUAGUUACAAGGGAAGAAAUACAGGUAGAAGAAGAUGGAAGGAAAAUCAUAAUACAAGGCAGAUGUAAAAAUGGCACAAAACAUUAGAAUGUUCUAGAGGAAGUGAAAAUUCUGAAUGGACUGAUGCUUGGAAAAAUGAUAAAGGCAAGCAAAGAGAAGAAUGCAAGUGAGGUAGACCGUUAGCAGAGGAAGGGCUGUAAAACUACACAAAUCUAUUUGUCUCUGUCCUUUCCAUCAAAGAAAAUUACUCUGCUCUACAUAGAAUGGACAUGGGUGGGAGGGAAUUGAGGUCCAAGAUUGAUGAGGAGAUGAAAUGAAAGGUGCCUGGUUACUUCAAAUGAGCUGAAACUCAGUUAAAUCUCUUUCCUAAUUAUGUAGAGUUCAAAGGACUGAAUAUCGAUUUCUAGGAAUAAGAAAUAAUUUGAAGACAAAUAAUAUUGUUCAUUUAAUAAAAGCCCCUUCCUUGUACAUUUAGCACCCCCCAGAAGACACUCGCCUCCUUUUUUGGAGGAAGCUGUUAGACUGAUAAACUGGGGAUGGUCUGAGGAGAGACAUUAAUUAUUUGCUCUAAUAAUUAUCGACCUUGGUAGUCAAUAUAGCUGGGAACAUAAUUCUGUUGCUUAAAUUCUACAUGCAUAAAAAUAAUCAGCAUUUAUUUUAUAAGCCACUGUUAGCUAUGUAAAUGUAUUGGGGUUAUCCUAUUUUGGGUAAUAGGUAUAUCUCAUUCCCUAUUAGCCCAAAUUUCUAUUAUGUGAAUAUAGGAUAGAAGGCAGGAAGGAAGGGGAAAUUUCCCCCAGGAAACAGCAGCAAAAGCACAAAGAAACAAAUCAUAUGCUCCCUUGUUCUAAUUUGUUUAAAAAGACAAUAUUGGGGGAAAAAAACCCAUCUCAAAUCUUCCAUAGUAAGGGAAAGAUCCUACUUUCCCUCCUCAAAAAGCAGCAGGGAACAAUAAUACAAGUGAUGAUCAUUAAUGAUGUAUAAUAUAAAUUCUCACUCAAAGAUUGCACUCUCCAGAUUUGAAGUUCAAGACUGAUUUGCCUGAGAGGUGUUUUCUAUUGUGGGAUAAGGAUGGAGGAGAUGAGAAGGAGUAGAAACAGAUGAACUGACUGCGGGGGGAGAAAUCCUCUUUUUCUUCUUGAAGUUCAUAGGUGUGGAAACAGAGUGCAGGCAGAAUGGAAGGCAAAGGGAGUGCUCACUUGGAUUAUUUUAUCAUCUUUCAGGUAGACAGCUCGUCUGCUCUCGUCUCAAAAGACUGAACUUGGUGUCAGGUCAGGAAACUGGGAUUUUUAUUAACUGGUGUCCUGUGCUUCUCAAUAUUUUCUUCCUAAUUCACAGUGAAAUGAAGGAUGGGACCAGUAGCAUCUGAAAUGCUUCUCCAAUUUUAGGCCUUGCAGAACAGCCACCGAGUUUGGGCAGUUUCAGAUUUUUCAUGAGCAGGCAGACCAAAACACACCUAGGAAAGUACAAGGACAGUCUUCCAAAAUCAGAAAGAUGUUUGGAUACCAGAUGAUUCAAGCCCUUUCUCUCCCAAAAAGGAAUUUUGAUACAAAACCUCCAAUGGUUAGUUUCCGUUAUUUCCUUCUUUAUGUAAGACAUAAAGGAAAGGAGACGAAACCUGAAAUGGUUCAGUAAUUGAAUCGAUCAGAUCCUAAAGGUCUGUGUCAAGGGGAGUGAAGAUGGCUAGAGAGUCUCUUUGGCAAACCAGGAGCACUGUGAGAUUAUUACUUCUUACUGAAUCAGUAUUUACUGAAUGUCUUUUAUGCGUCGGGCAGUGUGUUAAGAGCUGGGGAAGAAGGAUAGCAAGACACGGUCCAUGACCAGAAGGAGCUUACGGACUAACAGGGAGGGAGUAAAUGAGCCGUUUCAUCAUGGGGACGUGAUGGGAUCCAGAAGAGGAUCCGAGCCUGCCGAGAUUGGGGAUGUUUCUCCAGAGCUGAUAGCAUCAAACCUGAGGCCAGAGGGAUGAGUAGCGUUAGUCAGGUAAAGGGGAGAAUGGGAUGUGUGUUCCAGCCAGGGGAAGCACAUGUGCAGAAGCUGGCAGUGAGAGAUCAUGGACAGUUAAGCGGUUCAGUGUGGCUGGAGCGCUGGGUACUCUAGGGGAGGGGGGGUUGCUGGGGAUGGGGGGAAGAUGCAGCGUGGAAUACGAGGCUGAU
Molecule: messenger RNA, 7655 nt
Organism: Equus quagga
Lineage: Eukaryota; Metazoa; Chordata; Mammalia; Perissodactyla; Equidae
Gene: ARMH4
Product: armadillo like helical domain containing 4
Exons: 9
Coding region: 266-2599 (777 amino acids)
Source: RefSeq, a predicted model, not a curated record